This is a messenger RNA of Chinchilla lanigera (long-tailed chinchilla), 1776 nucleotides long. It is a transcript of the gene Ctsd, whose product is annotated as cathepsin D. Gene Ontology annotation, cellular component: lysosome. Gene Ontology annotation, biological process: proteolysis. The record is from RefSeq and is a predicted model, not a curated record. NCBI's taxonomy places the organism in Eukaryota, Metazoa, Chordata, Mammalia, Rodentia, Chinchillidae. Gene Ontology annotation, molecular function: aspartic-type endopeptidase activity.
AAUUCCCCUGCACAAGUUCAAGUCCAUUCGCCGCACCAUGACGGAGGCGGGGGGCUCCGUGGAAGACCUGAUUGCCAAUGGUCCUUUGACUAAGUACUCACCACAGUUGUCCGCCAAGACCUCGGGGCCGGUUCCCGAGCAACUGAAAAACUACAUGGAUGCUCAGUACUACGGGGAGAUCGGCAUUGGAACCCCGGCACAGUGCUUCACGGUCGUCUUCGACACUGGCUCCUCCAACCUGUGGGUCCCCUCUUCCCACUGCAAUAUGCUCGACAUAGCCUGCUGGUUCCACCACAAGUACCACAGUGACAAGUCCAGCACUUACGUGAAGAACGGCUCAACCUUCGACAUCCACUAUGGCUCGGGUAGCCUUUCUGGGUACCUGAGCCAGGACACUGUGUCGGUGCCCUGUAAAUCAACCGCAUCUAACCCAGACAGCCUUCAAGUGAAGAAGCAGAUCUUUGGGGAGGCUGUCAAGCAGCCAGGCAUCACCUUCAUCGCGGCCAAGUUUGAUGGCAUCCUGGGCAUGGCUUACCCCCGCAUCUCCGUCAACAACGUCCUGCCAGUCUUUGACAACCUGAUGGAGCAGAAGCUGGUGGAAAAGAACAUCUUCUCCUUCUACCUGAACAGGGAUCCGACUGCGCAACCUGGCGGGGAGCUAAUGCUGGGCGGCAUUGACAGCAAGUACUACACGGGCUCCUUCACCUACCUGAAUGUCACCCGCAAGGCCUACUGGCAGGUCCACAUGGACCAGUUGGAGGUGGGCAACGGGCUGAAUUUGUGCAAGGGGGGCUGUGAGGCUAUCGUGGACACGGGCACCUCUCUCCUCGUGGGCCCUGUGGAUGAAGUGAAGGAGCUGCAGAAGGCCAUUGGGGCUGUGCCACUGAUCCAGGGCGAAUAUAUGAUCCCCUGUGAGAAGGUGUCCAGCCUGCCCUCAGUCACCCUGAAGCUUGGAGGCAGUGACUACACCCUGAGCGCAGAGGACUAUGUUCUCAAGGUGUCACAAGGUGGGAAGACCAUCUGCCUGAGCGGCUUCAUGGGCAUGGACAUCCCUCCGCCCAGCGGGCCUCUCUGGAUCCUGGGUGACGUCUUUAUUGGCCGCUACUACACCGUCUUUGACAGAGACAACAACAGGGUGGGCUUCGCCAAGGCUGCCAAGCUCUAGCUCUCUUCUGUCCAGUGGUGGAAAAAAGGCCCGGAGUCCAGUAGGAGGCUGCCCAGCCCCCAGCCCUCCAGCCCCUUCCCCACUCACACUUGCACACUUACACACUCGCCACAUGGCUCUGGAGGCCCUGGGCCUGUCACUGUUCGGUGGUUUCCCUCCCUGGACUCAGAAGCACUGCCGGUCUAUUGAGACAAUGGAGACUGGUCCAGUGCACGGAUCUGUUUCACUCGGAAGACCCAGCACGGGCUUGGUGACGGCCCAGUUUGCAUCCCAGGGGCCCCCGCCUUGCAACAGACUCCUCCCCUGGAAACUGGCCCACCUGAGGUCUGUCUGCCCAUCCUCGGCCCCACCAGGCUCUACCACUUGCACCCAUCUGUAUGCCCCAGCCACUGCAGAGGCCCCAGAGGUCAUAAGGAGCAUGUGGACUAAAGCCGGCCUAGUAGGCUGCAGGGUCAUCCAGGGGUUUGAAUGGGCACACAUUGGCCUGGGUGGGGGCAGAAUGGCUGGGGGCUAGCACGAACCUUCCUCUCUGGCUGACCUCUGCUCCUCUUCCCCUGGGGAACUGAGAGUCACAGUGAUGUGAAAUGAAAAUACAGUUGUUUGGGCCUCUA